This is a messenger RNA of Hypoxylon trugodes, 1005 nucleotides long. Its product is annotated as kinase-like protein. Gene Ontology annotation, molecular function: protein kinase activity; ATP binding. The record is from RefSeq and is a predicted model, not a curated record. Lineage: Eukaryota; Fungi; Ascomycota; Sordariomycetes; Xylariales; Hypoxylaceae. Gene Ontology annotation, biological process: protein phosphorylation. The transcript is spliced from 2 exons. The coding region runs from base 1 to 1005 and encodes 334 amino acids.
AUGCCGAUCGAGGAGGUUCUCGAUCCUAAGAGCCAGAAUUCAUUCACUUUUGACCAGGAGCAAGAUCUCCUCGGAUCAGGCACUGUCGGUGAGGUUUUUAAAGUCAAACAUGACCUUGGCGAUCACGUGGAAUAUUUCGCCUUGAAAAGAUUCUUCAACCGAGCUGGGAGGGAUGACUUCGAAAAUGAGCAGAAUAACCUAAAGGCGCUAGCUGUGGUGCCUCACGAACAUGUUACGUAUUUCAUAUCUGCGUGGACCAUAUCUAAUGCGUCAUACAUGCUCUUUCCUCUCGCAAAUGGGGAUCUACACCACUUUCUCACACGGAGCCCACCGCCUGCGAACGCCUCUGACGUCGGGGGCUGGCUAACGGAGCAAAUGCUCGGCAUCUGCGAUGCCAUCCAAUAUCUCCACGAAUACACAUUAACAGAUACAGACGGCAAGCCUAUUCACAGAAUUGGCUUCCACCACGAUCUCAAACCAGCGAACAUUUUGCUCUUCAGCUCAUCCGACGCUAGUCGCGCGACAUGGAAACUCGCCGACUUCGGCUCCGGUGCCGUAAAAAAUCUUCCCAUAGACUCCAACGAAGAGCUCUAUAAUCGCAAGGCGUCGACAGGGGACCCGGUGUAUAGCGCGCCGGAGUAUGUAGUCGAGGGCCGGGUUUCGCGGCCUAAGGACAUAUGGAGUCUCGGAUGCAUCUUCCUUGAGGUCCUUAUAUGGGUCUUUACGCCGGGGGCGGGAGCCGUCGCGCAUUUCAGAGAGGCUAGGGAUCAGUUUAGUAGAGAUAACCCUGAUAACCGGCCGGUGUACUGGUGUCAGAACGCACAGGGCGAGCCUUAUGUGAACCCGGCGGUUAUGAACGAGAUAGGAGUCUUAAAGGACCGAUGUGGGGAGGGGUUAUAUCAAUCAAUUUUAGGGAUAGUGAAGAGAAUGCUGUCGUUAGAGCCCAAAGAACGGCCGACGGCUGUGGAGCUGUGUGGUGAGUUUGGAGCGUUAAGGGGCAAAUAA